Drosophila subpulchrella is the source of this 2741-nucleotide messenger RNA. RefSeq names its product retinal homeobox protein Rx. The transcript is spliced from 2 exons. Gene Ontology annotation, molecular function: RNA polymerase II transcription regulatory region sequence-specific DNA binding; DNA-binding transcription factor activity, RNA polymerase II-specific. Gene Ontology annotation, biological process: regulation of transcription by RNA polymerase II. Bases 258 to 2087 code for a protein of 609 amino acids. Lineage: Eukaryota; Metazoa; Arthropoda; Insecta; Diptera; Drosophilidae. The record is from RefSeq and is a predicted model, not a curated record.
AGUCAAUUAAGGCCAAAGACUCGAGCGGUGAGCAGGCUGUCCAUAUCCUAUCCCAUACCAUCCUAUCUGAUAUAUACCAAACAAGCAAACCAAGUGCGAAAAAUAAUAUUAGUAAAUGAUUUCUCUAGUGAAACAACAAACCAAAUCUAAUUAAAAACAAUCGAUCAAUGGAUUAAGAAAGGCUCGGGCCAACAGAUUAGCUAGUGUUAUUGUGGUUAGUGCCUUGUGCUUUAAGGAUAGAGAUCUAUAACUGGAAAAUGGAGCACGAUAGCUUCGAUGAUCCCAUUUUCGGGGAGUUUGGCGGCGGUCCUUUAAACCCAUUGGGCGCCAAACCUUUAAUGCCCACCUCAACGGCCAUGCAUCCCGUGAUGCUGGGCAGUGUCCACGAAUUGUGCAGCCAACAGCAGCAGCAACAGCAACGACUGCCCGAUUGCAACACCAUCCUGCCAAAUGGAGGAGGAGGAUCAUCCGCAGCCGGAGGAUCACCCAACUAUGGGACCAAGCUGGAUUUUGUGAACAAGAUCGGUUGCUACUCACCCAGCCAAAAGUACGAGUAUAUAAGUGCCCCUCAAAAGCUGGUGGAGCAGCAGCAGCAUCACCAGCACCAUCAACACUACACGGCCACGCCUCCGCCCAGUCACAAUGGCAUCCUGCUGCACAAGCAAUCCUCGCAGCAGCAGCAGCAGCAGCAACAACUGGUGAGCAUCCUGGACUAUCACCCACUCAACGGCAAGCUAGACUACUCCUCGUCGCCCAAGGAUCAGUACGAACCGCAGCAGCAGCAGCAACAGCAAUUGCAGCAUCUCUACGGUGGGAGUCCGCAUCAUUUGGAUCAUCUGGAUCAUGGCAGCGAUGGUCUGCUGCAGGACUCCUCGCCAGUGAUGAUCAAUGGAGGAUCCUCUGGAGGCAAGCUCAAGAAACCCGAUGAGAUGUGCUCGCAAAUGGAGGCGGGUGGCGCUGGAGUUACUCCUCCCACCCCCACGGUGGUCAAUGGUGUGGCAGGAGGUGCCACCAAUGGCACAGCCAACAACUCGUCCUCCUCCUCUUCGGUUGGCGGUCAGGGGGCGGCGGUCGCGGCGGGAGGCGUGGCUGCUCCUGCUCCCAAAAAGGACGGCAACAGCAGCAAGAAGAAGGGCGAUCCCAAUGGCAUUAAGAAGAAGAAAACGAGAACCACCUUUACGGCUUACCAAUUGGAGGAGUUGGAGCGCGCCUUCGAACGUGCCCCGUAUCCCGACGUGUUCGCCCGCGAGGAGCUGGCCAUCAAGCUGAAUCUCAGCGAGUCCCGGGUGCAGGUGUGGUUCCAGAACCGACGGGCCAAGUGGCGCAAGCACGAGCCGCCCCGCAAGACGGGCUACAUCAAGACGAGCACUCCGCCGACGGCGACGCUCAAUCCCGGAACGCUAGCACCACCGUUCACCAGCUACCCGCAGACGACGACGGUCACGCCGCCGGGCAGCAUGGACAGCUGGACCAGCUAUCAGACGCCCUACGAGCUGACGCCCCAGUUCAGCCUGCUCUCGCCGGCGGCCAGUCCGUACGGCACCUAUUCCGGCCAGUAUGGUGCCUAUGUCCACGAAAGCCAGCUCUUUCCGAUGCGCCACUACGAGUACGGUAGUCCCACACGCAUGGAAAUGGGAGCCACAUCCGGUUCGGUGGCUGGCAACGGCGAGGAGGCGGUGGCCAAUGGCGGUAGCUAUCAGCCUGCGGAGCUGCAGACGGCCCAGCAGCAGCAGUUGUCCGACGGCACGCUGGUCACCGUCCAUGCCCACCAGCAGCAACAGCAGGCGCAGCAGCAGCAGCAACAACUCAAUGGCAAGUACCUGAGCGCCGAGGAGGCCAAAUACGUGCAUCUCCAGUGCCAUCAAAGUGGAGCCGGCCUGGAGCUGAGUCCCGGCGCCAGCUGUCACCUGGUGGAGGCACAGGGGCAGCACUACGUGACCACGGCAACGGGAGGAGCUGCAUCCGGCGGGGGCACCAGCAGUGAUGACAACGAUAGCGGCGGCAUGCAGACUGUGAUCAAGAGCGAGGAGGCUGCCCAGCAACAGCAGCAGGCACACAGCUACGUCCUGCCGCCUUUUUUGCACUGAGAGAAAUGCUCACACACCGGCGACAGCAGCAACAUCAGCGACGCUGGGCCACGCCCUCAAGCAUGCCGGGCUCGCGCUUCCGGCGGCCAUUUUAACAAAGGGGCGUGGGUUGUGCAGCAUUUCCAACUGUGCUUCUCCGACUGAAAGUGGGGCUCCAGAAGAGCACAGAGGCCUCAAAAUUAGUAGAAUUCCACAUCAGCUGUUUACUUAAAUGUAGUCGUUUCCAAAAAGAUUCCUAUAAAAGAAAAAAGGAACAGAUUUUUAAAAACAAUUUAGAUGAAGACAAUUUUAGAACUUCUAAGCAUUAGAAUCGCCUAACUUCAAAGACUUUGGAGUUUCUCUGGCCAGUCCCACUCAGUCUCUGGCCACUAUUUUCAUAUUGCCAUAGGUUCCUUUUAGGUUUAAUUCAGCAAGUUGCAACAACAACAGAAUCAACAAGUCUUGCCAAAACUUAACACGGUUUUUGUUCAGUCUAAGCCUAGGUUAAUCAAGGGUCAGGGGCUCAGAAAUGUCAGCCCCACCCCCAGAAUGCAUUCCAAAUGUGCCUUACCAAAUGGAUGACGAGUGGAUUCCCAGCUAGGAGCCUCGUCAUUCAACAAAUUUAGUUAUAGCUACCCCUAAGCCUAAAUUAAACCCCAUUUACUGUUGUGUAGU